Melanotaenia boesemani (Boeseman's rainbowfish) is the source of this 4743-nucleotide messenger RNA. It is a transcript of the gene col23a1a, whose product is annotated as collagen type XXIII alpha 1 chain a. The record is from RefSeq and is a predicted model, not a curated record. The transcript is spliced from 32 exons. The coding region runs from base 302 to 2161 and encodes 619 amino acids. Lineage: Eukaryota; Metazoa; Chordata; Actinopteri; Atheriniformes; Melanotaeniidae.
UUUACUUUUACAUCUCCAAUAAGAUAGUCUCUUACAGAAAACUCCGACCUGACGAUCUUCUCUGGUUGGCAAUCAUAGCAAUUACACCUAUUUGCGCGUGGUAUAAACCCCGCGCGCGCUGCUGCUGCAGCAGUUUAUUCCAAGACUAAUUUAAGACAGCGCUUUGAACCCUGAGCCCACAGAGCUGUUGUCGGGUGUAUUGAAUGUGUUAGGUGCGCUGCUUAGUUAGACUGGUUCACGGACCUCUGUAACAGUUUGGUGGCAGAACUUUAUCAACCAAGGAAGUAAUCUGGGUUGUUUUAUGCUCACUGAGGGGACUUUAAAGCUGGAUCGCAGCAUGGAUACAGCCAGCGACUCUGUCGGGGAAAGUAAACUGGUGUGUCAGUGUGUCCCCAAGUCCGUGGUCCACCGGUGGCUGCCAGGUUUACCCAUCGCUCUCUGCUUGCUGAUAUCCCUGAGCUCCAUCACCGUGAGUCUUCUUAUGAGCUUCAAGACCUACCAGCUGGAGAACCGACUGCAGAUGGAGAUGGAGAAAGCGUCCAUCUUCCAACCCCUGCACAGAUCCUUUCAAAACGAGGAUGGGACCCUCAUUUCAGAGCUGAGCAUCCCAAUAGGGAAGCUCGUUGAAGAGAAAGUAGUGGCUGUGAUGCCCAAACUGCGGACAGCAAGGGAUGUUGGCCAUGAGUGCUCCUGUCCACCAGGGCCUCCAGGAAAACGUGGACGGAUGGGAAGAAGAGGGGAACCUGGGCCUCCCGGCAAGGCUGGACGGGAUGGAUACCCGGGUCCACUUGGCUUGGACGGCAAACCAGGUUUACCAGGUCCCAAGGGAAGCCAGGGACCAGCCGGGCCCAAGGGAGAGAAGGGUGACCAGGGAGACGUUGGGCCAAGGAUGGUUUUUCCCAGAUAUGACCAUGGCUUUCUCGCUGGAGAGCAGUCCAGCAGCUUUCAGAGACGCUUUCUGAAGGGUGAUCAGGGGCAAGCUGGGCCUGCUGGUCCUCCUGGUCCCCCUGGUCCACCAGGUCCUCGUGGCCCCCCUGGGAACACAGGCAAGGAUGGGCCUCGUGGUCCUGCAGGAGAACCGGGUUUUCCAGGUCAGAAUGGUGUUGAGGGACCACAAGGACUGCCAGGGAAACCGGGGGAGGAUGGUGUUCCCGGCUAUCCAGGACCCCAGGGUUCUCCAGGACCAAAAGGCGAACCUGGUAUUGGCGAAAAAGGAGAAAGAGGCAUGGACGGACUCCCAGGAUUAAAGGGUGACAAAGGAGAAAUAGGAGAGCAAGGACCACAGGGGUCCAUGGGUUAUCCAGGUGAAAAAGGCGCUGCAGGCUCUUCGGACAUUGUCGACUUUAAUGGAAAACUUCUAGAUGCUUUCCAGGCCAUCAACACCAUCAGUGUUUCGGGGCCUCCUGGACCACCAGGACCUCCAGGCCCCCCCGGGGAAAAGGGUGAACUUGGUUUACCUGGACCAGCAGGAGUGGAUGGAGGAAAGGGACCCAAAGGUGACUCUGGUGCAACAGGCUCUCCUGGCGAGAGAGGAGAGAAGGGAGAGAUGGGUCUGUCUGGACCUGCUGGAGUUGAUGGGCAGAAAGGGGAAAAAGGUGACUGCAGAUUGGAUGACAACCUGGUUCAGAUGAUUUCCCAGCCAGGCCCACCUGGUCCACCUGGUCCUCCAGGAGUACCCGGGUCCCCAGGAUCCACAGGGCUGCAUGGGAUGCCUGGUCCGAAGGGUGAACCGGGACUCGGGAUGAAGGGAGAGAAGGGAGAUGCUGGUGCUCCUGGACUCAAAGGACUGGAUGGCCACCAGGGUCCACCUGGGUCUCAAGGGUUAGUGGGCCUUCCAGGUGCCAAGGGAGAAAAAGGCAGAUCAGGGGAGCCUGGGUUAGAUGGUUUUCCAGGUCUGACGGGAGAAAAGGGUGAUAGGGGGGAGAAAGGAGAAAAGGGUGACAGGGGAACAGUAGGGAAGAGAGGUCUGAAGGGUCAAAAGGGAGAACAAGGUCCUCCAGGCUUGGACCAGCCCUGUCCUGUGGGUUGUGAUGAAACUAAAGGUUUGUCUGUGAAGGAAGGACUGUCUUUCCUUGAAACUCCUCUUCCUCCUUCUGGCCCUGAGGCCCCCUGUCCUGUGGGACACGAUGGGCUACCAAUACCAGGCUGCUGGCACAAGUGAUCACUAACCAGCAGCAUGGAGUCUGUACAUAUUGAUAUGGUAUAUUUUGCAACUGAAUACUCUGCCAACAACUUUUUGUUCCCUUGUUUUUGUUUUAUAAAAUCGUAUUAUAUAAUAUAUUGAAAUUUUGAGAACAAGGACAUUUUUGAGUCUACGCUAACCUAAGAUCCAGUGUUUUGAACCAGCCAUGAACUGGCAGUGGGACUCUUUGAAGGACAGUCCGCAUGGCAGUGCUGGAGUAGAAAAGAGCCUCACUAACAAAGUCUAACUUGUUUUAACCACGAAAAGGCUGAUGGGACGUGUGCCAGUGCGUGCACCCAUCCAGCCUUAUGGACGGAUGGAUGAACGAAUGGAUGGACUUUUUUUUUUUUUUUUUUUUGCUAGAUGGCGGAGUGUGUUGUCAGUGCUCUCUUGUCUUCUCCCUGUUUUCUAAAAAAGGAGGAAAUGGCGAAGCAGAAGCUCAAACGCAAGCGUCUCUCUCAACCCUGAGAGGUAGCGAGGCCCAGUGGAGGAAAAGCGCACAGACUUGCAGGAAGCAUGAGAGGGCAGAUUUGGCUUUUCUGACGCAGAGCCGGCCAUGCUGUGCCUCUGCAACACAAUGAACACUCAGAUCCUCCGUUACGGAAACUCUCCAGGAGGGGGCGACAGAACUCUGCGUUUCCACAUUCACUUCAGAGGGAAAAACAAACCUGUUGCUGAUGAUGUUGCGCAUGGGCUUGAUAACCAGUUGAUAUGAUUUGGGAGUCCACUGACGUCCCUGGCACAUAAGGAAGGAUUUACUGUGCAGCCACAUUGGACAGGUUAUGAUGAUUUAUUUUCUUAGUCUGAUGUAAAAUUUAGUGCAUGAUCAUAACAAGACCCAGUGUUGUUUAGCAUCCUGACAGCAUGUGUGACUUUUGUGCCAGAUUGAAACCUGAAACAACAACACAAUUAUUUUAAUUUUAAUAAGCAGUCUUUUUUAUGAGUCUUUUCCAUUCGGGACACCUGUGUGUUGUUUUAUUUCAUUUUGCUAUAUUCUUUUCUUUUUUCAGUUACAUUUUGCAUUCCUGUGCAUUGUGUUGAUUGUGGGAUACAUAAGUGAACCCUGAAGGCCAGAUCUGAAGGAACCAUUUACAGUAUUUGUGAUGAAUCAGUAUUAUUUGCCUUGGCACAAACUGCCCUUAACCAAUUCAUAUUGACUGAUCUUUGUGUUUUUAAUGACAGACGAAGGCAUGUUUAAUUACCGGUACUGCUUCCAGUUUCAAUGGAAAACGGUAGAAGUUCUUGCUGCUGACUUAAAUGUGUGUUGUGUCUUUUUGAUAAAUUUUUUAAUCAAUAUUAGAAAUGGGCUGAAGGACUAACAUGCUAAAAUAAGACAUUUCAAUCAAACAUACAUGCAACAGCUGUUUCUUCGGGGUCAUUCUUCAUUUUUGUUAAGCAGCACACCUUUGACGUGUCAGUCUUUUGGCAUUUUGUGUGUGUAUGUGUGUUGUUUUUUUGUUUUUUUUUGUUAAAAAUGAACUUUUUGUCAUCAGGCGACUUAUAUUCUUUGUCAUACAUUUCUCAGAUGGAAUAAUUUCUUUUUAAAGUACAGCAAAACAUAAGAAAAACUAAUUGUUUAAACUGUGUUGAUAUAAUACUUAAUAUUUUCUCUCUCAUAUAUUUGGUUACAUGCAGGCAGGACAGAGAUCAUAAAAGGUUAAAUAUAAACAUACACACGGGUAGAUUCAUGGGAAAUUAAGCUGAUGUUUUAUGUAUUCAACUCUAAUGUUAGUUGCACUGUUUUUGUAGUUUGAUUAUAAGUCAUCAUUUUAUGAGGCACAAUACAUAUUCAGUAUCAGUGUUUAACAAGAUAUAUAAGCAAUCGCAUUUUUUUGGCACUGAGCUGUAACGUAACAUGAUCAAUACCCAUCAAAAUACAGACGGCUAAAUGUUUUCCAUUUGGACAACCACAAAAUAUUUUCUAUUUCUAAUAAAAUUAGAUCAUUGAAUUCAUCUUCAUAAAAAUUUUGUUGUAGUGACCUACAGACCGACUCUUAUUUGAAAUCUUCCAUAUUGCAUUACUCGCAUCUUGCAAAACACUUUGUUUCAGUGGCACAACAUUUUUUUUUACUUAAAUAGACUUUAGAAAGAUUAGUGCAACAAAUAUCAAACAUAUUCAGUGACACAUUUAUGAAGUUACAGGUAUAAAAUAUGUUGCAUAUCAUUAAACUGAAUUAAACAAGAUUCAUUAUGAACUGUAUGUGAAAGCAGGAUAGUUUAAUUUUAAACCUAAUUAAAGUUUUGACAUUAUUUGAGUGUAAGCUGAUGGUUAUCUGUCACAUCACAUCAUGUGUUUAUUUCUUUUACAGAUUCUGUCAGUGCCAUUUUUAUGGCUGAAAUGAGUUAUUUCAUGGCCACAGUGUCUGAUUAGAGUUUGAUAUGUUAGCUAAUCUUAUACCACAGUGUUAGCUUGACCUUGUCAGAAUGUUGUUUUUUGUUUGUUUUAUUUUGUGUUUGUGUGUAUUUGGUUGUAAAAGAUUUAAGCUAUUUUUGUAAUUACGUGUUCAAAAUAUGUAAAACAUGAAAUCUGGUCAAACAUAGAAAUAAACUCUCUAGUUUUA